UUCAUGUUCUUUCUCCUUGUCCUCUGUUUCCUAGGGAUCACUGAAGUCUCCCGUGAAGACGCGCCCUUUCCCAGAGUGACUUCUUUGCUCUCCAGGCAGCCAUGGAUCUGGAUAAACCAUCUGUCUGGGGCUCAUUGAAGCAGCGGACCAAGCCUCUGUUUAUCAACCUGAGCAAGAGGAAGGUGAAAAAGAACUCAAACAAACCACUGGACUUAAGGGCCAGGCAUCACCUGGACCGCCGUGUCAGCCUGUCUGUCCCCGACCUCCUGGAGGCCGAGGCCUUGGCCCCCGAGGGGCUGCCUUACUCCGGGCCCCAGUCAUCCUACACCUCGGUGCCCAGCAGCCUGUCCACUGCAGGGAUCCUGCCCAAAAGCAGCAGUAGCUCCUUGAAACAGUCUGAGGAUGAGUUGGAUUGGGGCCAGGAAGAAGCCGGCCACCUCCACAUGGUGGAGAUGGACUCAGAGGAGACCUACGCCUCUGUCACUGAGGACAGGAGGGCCUCCAGCAACGGCAUCUUUGAUCUGCUCCAGAAAACUCCCCUGGGAGAGAACACACAGGGAGAGCCGGAGAUGCUCUGUGGAAGUGGUGAUCUGAAUGCUUCUCUGACAUCCCAACAUUUUGAAGAGCAAUCUACUCUCAGGGAAGCCGGCGAUGGCUUGAGCAGCCUGCCCAGCACCUUCGCCUACCUCCUCACCAUCCACCUGAAGGAGGGCCGGAACCUGGUGAUCCGGGAUCGCUGCGGCACGAGUGAUCCCUAUGUGAAAUUUAAGCUGAAUGGGAAGACUCUGUACAAAAGUAAAGUCAUAUAUAAGAACUUGAACCCCGUUUGGGAUGAGAUAGUUGUAUUGCCAAUACAAAGCCUUGAUCAAAAGCUCCGUGUGAAGGUAUAUGAUCGGGAUUUAACGUCGUCUGAUUUCAUGGGCUCUUCCUUUGUCCUGCUCAGUGACCUUGAGCUUAACAGAACGACUGAGCAUAUUUUAAAACUGGAGGAUCCAAACAGUUUAGAAGAUGACAUGGGAGUCAUUGUGUUAAAUCUGAACCUAGUAGUAAAACAGGGUGAUUUCAAGAGACACCGUUGGUCCAAUCGGAAGCGGUUAAGUGCCAGCAAGUCCUCUCUGAUACGCAACCUGCGGCUCUCAGAGACCUUGAGAAAGAACCAACUCUGGAACGGGAUUAUAAGUAUAACUCUGUUGGAAGGGAGGAAUGUUUCAGGAGGAAGUAUGACAGAGAUGUUUGUCCAGUUAAAACUGGGAGACCAGAGGUAUAAAAGUAAGACACUGUGUAAGAGUGCAAAUCCGCAGUGGCGGGAACAGUUUGACUUUCACUACUUCUCUGACAGGAUGGGCAUUUUGGACAUUGAAGUGUGGGGAAAGGACAGCAAAAAACACGAGGAGCGUCUGGGCACGUGUAAAGUGGAUAUGGCAGCACUCCCACUCAAGCAAGCCAACUGCUUGGAGCUGCCGCUGGAGAGCUGCCCGGGGACUCUCCUGAUGUUGAUCACCCUUACGCCCUGUUCGGGGGUCUCGGUCUCAGACCUGUGUGUGUGCCCCUUGGCAGACCCCAGCGAGAGGAAGCAGAUUGCCCAGCGAUUUUGCUUACAGAACUCCCUCAAAGAUCUGAGAGACGUCGGCAUUUUACAAGUGAAGGUUUUAAAGGCGGUAGAUCUCUUGGCAGCAGAUUUCUCAGGGAAGAGUGAUCCCUUUUGCUUGUUGGAGUUAGGGAACGACCGACUUCAGACACAUACCAUUUACAAAAACCUCAACCCUGAGUGGAACAAAGUUUUUACAUUUCCCAUUAAAGAUAUCCAUGAUGUUUUGGAAGUGACAGUGUUUGAUGAAGAUGGAGAUAAACCCCCUGAUUUUCUUGGAAAAGUUGCCAUUCCCUUGCUGUCCAUUCGAGAUGGCCAAACAAACUGUUACGUAUUGAAGAAUAAAGAUUUAGAACAAGCUUUUAAAGGAGUUAUUUACCUGGAAAUGGACGUCAUAUAUAAUCCGGUCAAAGCGAGCCUUAGGACCUUUACUCCCAGAGAAAAGCGCUUGGUUGAAGACAGCCGAAAGCUGUCCAAAAAGAUCUUAUCAAGGGAUGUAGACCGGGUGAAAAGGAUCACCAUGGCGAUUUGGAACACGGUCCAGUUCCUUAAAAGCUGCUUCCAGUGGGAGUCCACGUUGAGAAGUGCAGUAGCAUUCGUGGUGUUUUUAGUCACCGUCUGGAACUUUGAACUGUACAUGAUCCCGCUGGCUUUACUGCUGCUCUUUGUCUACAAUUUCAUCAAUCCCACGAAAGGGAAGGUUGGCAGCAUCCAGGACAGCCAGGAGAGCACGGAUGUGGACGAGGAGGAAGAGGAGGAUGACAAGGAAUCUGAGAAAAAGGGCUUAAUUGAAAGAAUCUACAUGGUACAGGACAUUGUUUCAACUGUUCAAAACAUCUUGGAGGAAAUAGCUUCUUUUGGAGAAAGAAUUAAAAACACAUUUAACUGGACGGUCCCAUUCCUCUCAUUCCUGGCCUGUUUGAUACUGGCAGUUGCCACCAUCACUUUGUAUUUCAUUCCGCUCCGGUACAUCAUUUUAAUCUGGGGCAUAAAUAAGUUCACGAAGAAGCUUCGAAAUCCCUAUGCCAUUGACAAUAACGAGCUACUAGACUUCCUCUCCCGGGUACCGUCUGAUGUUCAAAAGGUGCAGUACGCGGAGCUGAAGCAGGGCAGCAGCCAGAGCCCCCUUCGGAAGAAGCGCAGCGCUCUCUAGGACACACGGCGCCUUGGGACCCCGGCGCCCGGUUCCACGUUUGGUUGAUCAGACCAGUGGCCUCUCGCAUCCAGUGGUGUCCGUGGUGUCAUUCUGAAAUGCCUGCUGUGGGGAACCCUCUCUGUGUCCUCCCCCUGCUUCGUGUGCCCGGAUACACUCCCAUCUGUGCCCGUCUGUACGUAGGGGUGUCCUGGUUACGUCUUGAGUCGGCCCAGCAGAGGGGAACAAUCCAGAGAAAGACUCACAUCCCUUCUCAAAUAGGAGAUAAAGCAAAGCUUCCAUGGGUCUGAACACCCUCCUUGGGAACAGCCACGAGGACACUCAGAUUUGUGUGCGACUUUGAACUUGUUUUCACACCUCCUACAGAUUCUCAUUAAGAUUCAGUUCUCUCCACUCCCUACCCCAACACUCCUUUCAGAUGACUGUUCAUGAGUCAAUUUUUUUUUCUCUGAGUUAAAAAGUCUUUGAUAGCCAUGGCAUCUACCCAAAUAAUGUAUAUUGUGAAUUGAUUUUUUUUUUUAUAUCCUGUGCCAGGAUUAGCCCCCAUCUUUGGGGAUCUUCCAGCUGUGAUGACUAAAGUCCUGGGUAUAAAACUUCAGUGAGCUGCUUGGUGCUGGAUGCCAGCCCCAGGAAGGUCCCAAGGGAUCAUUCAUCCAGAACGUGAAGGUUCCAUGACGUGUUUGGUUGCCUCAAAUCACCAUUUCUUCUGACUACCUUUUGCUUGUUCCCAAAUAAAAUCUCAGUAUCAUAGCUUGAGAGAGAGAAGGAGGGAGACAGAUGAAUGAAUUCUUCAAGUGUUUAGAAAUCAAGGCUGAGGGGCAAGGGACCCUUGUAUGUAGCUGCUUCUAUGAUUGUCAUAAUCCCUUCGUUUGCCUGCAUUUUUAAGAAAGGAAAAACACUGUAGCAGUCCAAAAUGAUCUUUUAUUCCUAAGCAAAAUAAGCUAUGCAUAAUACAAAUAUAUCUCAGAACCCCAUUCCUGAAAAGUACCACCCCGUACAUCUCAAAGUCCCCCUUUGAGUGUAUCUGAUUCCUGCGGACUCUGCCAUUUCAGUGACCAACACUCCCCGCCCCAAGUAAAACUCCCAGUUUGGGGCAUAUAUAAACUAUAUGCAGAUAUCUUUCUGUUCUAAUAAUAUUUAAGUUGUAAAGACUGUAUUUUGUUGACACAUACUUUGUAUGUGCAGUUUUAUAUAUAUAUAUAUAUAUAUAUAAAAAUAAUAUAUGUAUUGUAAAGAAAAGUUGAGGUAAAAAAAUCUGAUUUAAUAGUGAGUUGCACUAUGUUUUUUUCUUUUUCUUCCCCCCCUCUCUCUCUGGGUUGUAAUUUAAUAAUCUUCCAACAAAAUGUUUAUGAAAAAUGCCAAAGAUUCUAAACCUUA
Vicugna pacos (alpaca) is the source of this 4118-nucleotide messenger RNA. The record is from RefSeq and is a predicted model, not a curated record. Lineage: Eukaryota; Metazoa; Chordata; Mammalia; Artiodactyla; Camelidae.